Molecule: messenger RNA, 1057 nt
Organism: Symphalangus syndactylus (siamang)
Lineage: Eukaryota; Metazoa; Chordata; Mammalia; Primates; Hylobatidae
Product: large ribosomal subunit protein eL21-like
Biological process (GO): translation
Cellular component (GO): ribosome
Molecular function (GO): structural constituent of ribosome
Source: RefSeq, a predicted model, not a curated record
CCGCCAUCUUCCAGUAAUUCACCAAAAUGACAAACACAAAGGGAAAGAGGAGAGGCACCCGAUAUAUGUUCUCUAGGCCUUUUAGAAAACAUGGAGUUGUUCCUUUGGCCACGUAUAUGCGAAUCUAUAAGAAAGGUGAUAUUGUAGACAUCAAGGGUAUGGGUACUGUUCAAAAAGGAAUGCCCCACAAGUGUUACCAUGGCAAAACUGGAAGAGUCUACAAUGUUACCCAGCAUGCUGUUGGCAUUGUUGUAAACAAACAAGUUAAGGGCAAGAUUCUUGCCAAGAGAAUUAAUGUGCGUAUUGAGCACAUUAAGCACUCUACGAGCCGAGAUAGCUUCCUGAAACGCGUGAAGGAAAAUGAUCAGAAAAAGAAAGAAGCCAAAGAGAAAGGUACCUGGGUUCAACUAAUGCGCCAGCCUGCUCCACCCAGAGAAGCACACUUUGUGAGAACCAAUGGGAAGGAGCCUGAGCUGCUGGAACCUAUUCCCUAUGAAUUCAUGGCAUAAUAGGUGUUAAAAAUAAAUAAAUAAAUAAAGGACCUCCGGGCUGUAAAAAAAAAAAAAAAAAAAGGUAGGUAGAAUUAAAAAUCUACUGUAGAGAAAAUUGAAGAGUGGGGUAAUGUAUAAUUGCAGUCAUGAUUAUAUAGAGAGUACCUAAAAGGCAAGAUUAAGAUCAAGGAUGGAAACACCCUGACUCACUAUGCAUGAGGAAAAUGUCUAGUUACCCUUGUCAACCAAGAAAGAUUCUGUUGUUCUUCUGCAAUCUAGACCUACAUGGACUUAGGAGCUUUAAAAGUUUGCAUCAUGAAUUUCCUACCGAGAGAGAGAAUUCAACUUCCACAUAGCUAAACCUCUAAGAUCAUCAAGAUUUUGCCUUUCCUGAAUGACAUCAAGAGUUCUUUGUAUUCAAAGACAACGCUGAAAGUAAGCUUAGUGUGAACUAAAUAAUGCUAAAAACAUCUCCUCAUUUUGUAUCUAUGAAAAACAUUAGUAAGAAAAUUGUUUUCUUCAUAAACUUACAUAGUUUGAAAUUAAACUCUUUUAUACUGAAGCUA